Messenger RNA from Uncinocarpus reesii 1704, 1212 nucleotides. RefSeq lists its product as uncharacterized. Bases 1 to 1212 code for a protein of 403 amino acids. The record is from RefSeq and is a predicted model, not a curated record. The transcript has a single exon. NCBI's taxonomy places the organism in Eukaryota, Fungi, Ascomycota, Eurotiomycetes, Onygenales, Onygenaceae.
AUGGCACAGUCUCCUACAGAGCUUUUUGCCACAUCGUGGACCCUCCAUCGUCUUUCUCCGCUAUACCACAUUGCAGAAUCCAAAGGCACCAUCCUCGAGAAUUCUCAUGCCCGGUCUGCCUACGCCAACCGCCUCCGUGACAUGCUCACAGGCGACACACUUCACGGCAUCCGACUCUCUCUCGACAACAGCUCCCUUUUAGACGAAGCCCUUGCAAAAGCCGGUGUCUUAACAUCCUGCGAAUGGGAGACCAUACCCACCUGGCACUACUGGAACGAGGAGCGUUCCCUACUUGAAGAUCCGGACCAGGACACUCUUACUGUCACGGCAGAUCAAUCUGCCGGCAUUCUCAUAACUCUCGAGUACGAGACUAUCACAUAUAAAGCUGCUUUGCUAUGUGAUCCUGAUGGUUACCAGAGCCCUAGGAACGAUGGCGGGGUGACCUAUCUUCCCCUCUUGGUGACGCGUAUGCCCAAUGCGUUGCGGCAAGCGUUUAUUUCAUUCUUAGGAGCUAAUUUUGAUGCACGUUGCUCGGUUUUGAGACUUCCAUCAGCAUUUCUAUGCUCGUGCUUGGAGACAUACCUGUCGACGCUCUGUCAAAGUGUGCGCGGUGACGCUGGCUUCCAAGAUGUCGUUGAAAGGGUGAUGAAGGACGUUCAGCUAACACUAUCGUUUGCUUCACCGGUUGCACCUGCGCUGAAGAGCAUAGACGUGUCUUUGCCCCGUCAAUCACUGGGUAAAUUUUACAUUCGCGGCCUGGAGAAGGCAGAUGUAUCACCGGAAGAUGCUCAGGGGCGCAACUUGCGGUCCGACGCUUCAGCCGCUUUCCGUCAUGAAACACCGACCCCGCUCUUAUCAGAACUAUCAAAUUAUUUCCAAACGCAUCUCGCCAUGAACCUUGAUCUCAGCACACCCCCUACAGUCACUGACUCUCGGAGUCAAGAAAGGAAAUACGUCCGUCUGACUAAAGUUGCUUCGGCCGCGUUUGUUAUUGGCUUUGAAGGGCGACUGAAACUUCUUGCGAAUCCUGGAAGAGUUUUCUUCAUCGAUGAAUCACAGCUUGAUGACGAAGAGGCCUUGGAGGAUACCGAGGGAAGGGAGAAGAGGUUCAUUUGGAAAGCUAAUGAGGAGCUGUUACGGGCACUUGUACUGAGAGCCAUGGGGAGCCAACAAACCGAGAGUGGGAAUACAUCGGUUACCGUUGAAACUUGA